AAUUUUACAGCAGGGCACGUUUCCGUCCGCGGUUACUCCUAGUGGCACUACCCGGUUCGGCCGGAGCCCGGCUGGGGGGCGCCCGAGAGCCCGGCGCGGUUCGCCCGGCGGCGGGAGGAGGAGGAGGAGCAGGAAGAGGAAGUGGUUUGUGGUCCUGAGGCUCGAUACGGAGAUGAGGCUGCUGCGACUAUUGCACUUGAGUGGGCGCCAGGCGAUCCUCGGGUCCGCAGAGGCUGCGCUCUGGGGUUUGAAGUCAAUAAAAGGAAGCUGCAACAAUUUUUGUACUGCUAUUUGUAAAGAUGUCACUUAUAUGGAACUUAAAAACCUCUUGAAGUCCAAAAAAAUUAUGUUAAUUGAUGUUAGAGAACCAUGGGAAAUUCUUGAGUAUGGAAAAAUCCCCGGGUCUGUCAAUAUACCAUUGGAUAACGUAGAUGAAGCUCUACAGAUGAACCCAAAAGACUUCAAAGAGAAGUACAAUGAAGUAAAGCCAUCCAAAUCUGACAGUCUAGUGUUUUCUUGUUUAGCCGGAGUAAGAAGCAAGAAGGCUAUGGACACAGCAAUAUCUCUGGGCUUUAACAGUGCUCAACACUAUGCUGGAGGAUGGAAGGAAUGGGCAACCUAUGAAUUUUCGGAGAAGAAACAAGGAAAUUGAAUUUUGGAAUACAAGCUGGCCCUUUCCUUGUGUACGUGCAGCCUAGGAGAGUGGAAUAAGCAAAAGAAUCAAAAUGUAGCCCUGGAAUCACUGGUUAAUGGGAAGGGGAUUUUGUGUAAGUCAAUUAUUUGUUGAAUCUUUUUCUCACCUAUAAAUUGGGAAUACCACUUCCCCCUGCCUACUUCCAAAGGCUAAUGAGGCUUGCAGUAAUGUAUGUGACUUGCCAUGGAAACAUAAGGGUUGGGAUUCUAAAA
Messenger RNA from Kogia breviceps (pygmy sperm whale), 906 nucleotides. It is a transcript of the gene TSTD3, whose product is annotated as thiosulfate sulfurtransferase like domain containing 3. NCBI's taxonomy places the organism in Eukaryota, Metazoa, Chordata, Mammalia, Artiodactyla, Physeteridae. The record is from RefSeq and is a predicted model, not a curated record. Gene Ontology annotation, molecular function: thiosulfate-cyanide sulfurtransferase activity.